Nymphaea colorata (pocket water lily) is the source of this 874-nucleotide messenger RNA. RefSeq lists its product as uncharacterized. The record is from RefSeq and is a predicted model, not a curated record. The transcript has a single exon. Bases 34 to 402 code for a protein of 122 amino acids. Lineage: Eukaryota; Viridiplantae; Streptophyta; Magnoliopsida; Nymphaeales; Nymphaeaceae.
GUGGUAUGCGGUCGACGAUUUUCGAGAGCGUCGAUGAAGGCGAAUCCUGGCCACUACGUCGCUCGUAUAAUAGUCUGCAUCCCGUCGAACAAGAAUGGAUGCCCCUCCAUCAAACAGUUGAAGCUCCUCCGCAUCGGUCACCUCUACCGUAUGGGUAGCUUCGAAGAGGUUCUGAAGAAAUUCUUGGGGAGGAAAUACGCCAAGUUGAACCGGAUGAUGCCUCUGCGAAAACAGAGGGAAUGGCUGGAAUCGAGGCAAUCGGUGCUAUCUCGGAGACAAUUGACCGCUGAAAAACCGGUUAAUCAGGUAGAGACUGACGACGUCCGGGCAAGGAGAGGCCGAUUCGUGGGGAGGCAGAGUCAGUGGCUGCCGGCGUUGCAGAGAGGGAUCCCGUUGAGAUGAAACUGAAUACGAAAAAAACAGGUGCUGAAGAAGAUCGACGAGAAGAAUAUUGCAAUUGAGGCGGUGGAUAAGGAAAGCCGACCCAAACGGCUCGAUCAGACGCCGGUUUUCAGAAGAGGAAGGAAGCGCCGUUGGCGACGGCCAUCUGCGGUCUAAAACUCCUGUGCAGUACUGGCAAAGCUGCUUGGUUCGCCGGCCCUUCUUUCCUCUUGGUCAUCAUUCCGUUCAUUGUUGAGAUAAAUCGGGAGCAUAGCAGAUGAAGGGGCUCCAGUUGCAGCAGGCCAGCCUUCUAGACGCUGAAGUAAUUCCUUCGACUUUACUGUCUUUCCUUCUCUCUGAUACCAUGAGAAAACUAGAGAAUAACAGAGAGGGUUGGAGAGGACUAUUGAUCCCUUUGAACAUGUAUAUAGUACAAGAAAGGCAUCGUUACAACAUCUUUGCUAAGUUAUCAACACACGAUUUUAGGAACAAA